This is a messenger RNA of Megalobrama amblycephala (Wuchang bream), 2556 nucleotides long. RefSeq names its product protein STRUBBELIG-RECEPTOR FAMILY 8-like. Gene Ontology annotation, molecular function: protein kinase activity; ATP binding. The coding region runs from base 1005 to 1706 and encodes 233 amino acids. Lineage: Eukaryota; Metazoa; Chordata; Actinopteri; Cypriniformes; Xenocyprididae. Gene Ontology annotation, biological process: protein phosphorylation. The transcript has 13 exons. The record is from RefSeq and is a predicted model, not a curated record.
AAUCUCAUGCAAUUAAUCGUGCAGCCCUAGAACAGAACAUACAUUUCGUGAAGUUAGCUAGCUUUAGCUUGCACUCGGCAGACUAUUGUGAUGUUAAAGCGUGUUCGCGCUAUUGGAUUGCUUGAUUAAAAUGUGAUUGUAUUAUGUAAUGAAACAAUUUCAAAACAAAACAAAAAAAAAAACAGAUAAUAAGCUAGCAUUACACUAAUCAAAAGCAAAUAAUAAGGCUGGAAAUGAUGGGGACGGACGGAAAUGUUAAUUGUUUUAUAUAUUCUAUAUUAUAGAUAAUGUAAGUUUUUAUAUUUAAAUACAUCUGAAAUAUAACUGAGAGUACCACGUCCCCUCCCCCCAAACUUCAGUCCACUCAGUUAAUGCCAUUUCCACCAGUGGUAAUAUGCUAAUGUGAUAUUGUAUAACUUUUUUCAGAAUAGAAAUAUGAAGUUCAAAGCUUAUGACAGGCUGAGGCAACAGCUGGAUAAUGAUGAGCUUACUCAAAAAGGCUUUGAUGCCAGAGUGAAGCAUUUAUUAAGUGGAGAUGAACAUACUGCGGGAGAAGGAACAUCAGAAACAAAAGCAGUCAAAAAUCAGAAGGCGUUUAUGGAUGCAGCACAUGUUUUUACCAAAGCAAAACAGUUAAUGAAACCACAGGUGAAGAAAUGCCAGUUUCCCCUUCGUCAAAAAGGAAAACCCCUUUUAAAGCAAGAUAAAAAAUGACUCCCAUGGAGUGGAAACCAAGAACUGCAAAAAAAACAGGCAGAUAUCAAAAAAUAAUCCUUGAAGAGGCACCACCGCAGAUGAUUGUCACAGGCACUGAGGGGUAUGAUGAACUCCUAAAACUUGGCCAGGAGGCUUUUUGGUCAGACAAAGAGAGAGAAGGGAGUGUGUUUACCCUCUGCCAGGCAGAUGGGACAAGAUGGACGAAGGAACAGUUCCACCAGGAAUUUGGAUCUGUGGCAGAGAUCCCGACCCUCUGGAAGUGAACAUUUUACAUUGGACGUAGAGAAAUGGAUGUCAUUUGCAUUGAUGAAACCAGCUCAAUAUCAGGAAUUGAAGUGGACUCAUCUUUGGAUUUCCAACCAAAGAGAUCCAGAUAUUUAGGAAGACCUACAGACCAAAGUGUAGUGAGGUGCUUAGGUUCAGGUCAACGUGCUGGGAUAUCAGAAAGUGCUGAUCCAGUUCCAGAGCAAAAUGCAAGUGGUUACACACCUCCAGAAAUUCUUGCAGAGAAUCCCAUGAACGAAGGCAUAGAAUCUGUAGAUGAAGACGGUUGUCCCCAAAAUCAAGUGUUUUAUGUGUCAUCCAAUGUUGUCACCGUAUUACCGUCACUAUAUGUUCCGCGGCUGCCAUAUGUGGACGAGUCCCUAAUCCAUUACAAUGAAGAGAGCCUGUUGGGUGAAGGUGCAUUUGGUAAAGUAUAUAGAGGUUAUUUUCAGGGCACCCCAUCUGCCAUAAAAAAGAUUCUGUAUGGCACAGCAGGACUUCCAGACCAAGACAUCCAGCAUGAGAUUCUUGUCUCACUGCAACUGAGCCAUCCCAAUAUUGUCCUACUGAUGGCUGCAGCCCGUACGGACAAUGCCUUCCUCCUGGCAAAUGAGUAUAUACAUGGUGCAACCCUGGAUGAUGCACUACACAAUGAACAUUCUUGUGUUAAGCUUGAAGGAGAUGACAAUUAUUUUGUUGCCCUGGGACAUCUCAAUGGCCAUUGAGUACAUCCAUUAAAAAAAAAAAAAAAUGUAAUCCAUCAAGAUUUAAAGCCAGCCAAUGUUUUGAUCGACCAGUUCUCCAAAAAGGCUGUACUCACAGACUGGGGGCUUGCCAACAUUAGAGACACAGUUGUACUGCGACAAGGAAGCAGACUCACUGGAGGAAGAAUAGGGCCAAUGGGUGGGACCUUUCGGUUUAUGGCCCCAGAAUGCCUUGUUGAGUUCGAACAGGCUUCUAGAAGCUCUGACAUUUGGUGCUUAGGAGCAACUUACCUAGAGAUUUUCACCAAAACAGCACCAUGGACAGUCAAAAACCAAAGACAGCCGUGCGGUCUAAUGGCCACAAAGGUGCCGCCACAUGCUUUGCAACACCUAAAUGACAAGUACAGGUUUAUUGAUCAAAUGUUGCACUAUGAUGCAGCAGCCAGGCCUGAAGCUUCCUCUGUGGUGCCUUCCAUUAAAACACUGGAGGGGCUAGAUUUCAAGAGCCGUUACGGUUACGAAAUGGUAAAUGUAAAAUGCAAAUGCAAAACCUGACAUCGGUUGGACUUUUCCUCAGUUACAUGGACAAUGUAACAUUUCUUUUUCAGUUUGUACUACAAAUACUACUGUUGGUAAAAUGUUAACAUUUCUAGUCACAACCCUUCUUUCUUUAACACUGUUGUUUUUGGUUUGAACCAAAUAUACCAAUAACAUUGACAUACUUUACUUAUUUUAGGCAGUGAGUGCAGGAUAAUGUACAAAAGUUAACAAAAUUUCAUGGUAUGUCCAUGAUGUAAGUUUAAUCGAUACUGUUCUGAUGUGAAACGGCAAUACAUUACUUGCUCAUUACUAUAGGUCAGUGGUCUCAAAC